AAAAGACAGCCGGCCAGCCUGGAAAAAUGUUUUAAAAAUCCAAAACGUUACAAAAACUAUACGGCAUUUCCAAAAGCUAAAGCAUUUCAUUGAAUUUUGUAAUAAUUUUAUUAUUAUUUGCUCCGUGAAAAAAAAAAAUUAUUUAUUUAUACAAAAAAAAAAUCAAUUUAAUUUAUAACAAAAAAUGUCAGAUGACAAUUUAGAAAGCCUUGAUAAUGCGUCACUACGCAAAAAAUGCCUCGAAUAUGGCCUCCCAAAUGUUCCAAUCACAGAUACAAGUCGUAAAUUACUUAUACGCAAAUUACGCACCGCCAUGACUGGCGAAACCGAUGACAAAAAGAAAUCAAAUCGCCGAGAAACAAUUCAUGUCACUAAAAUUCCAUCCUUAGUCGAAUCAAAUGCAAAUUCAAACACAAACACCGACGAGGCACCCAAACGACCUCCCAGUCGCAUGAAUCGACGAACAAUUGCUGCAACAAGUGUCACUUCCACUGUCGAUGACACUACUUUACCAGAAUCUGAUAAAACAAAGCCCAUUACAGAAAGACGACGCUCUGUUCGGUCGCAGGUUGAAUCUGAGCUGAAUCCACCAGCUCCAGUCAUUCCAAUUUCACAGAAACGCAAAACUGCUGUGAUUCUUGCCGAAGAAGAUGAAGACGAUGAGGAUGAUGUGAUUUUGUUGGAAGCUGCCGAACAGAGUGAAAAGGAAAUUGUAAUUCCUCGAGCUCGUCGAUCGGUUUCAUUGUCCAAAACAGGAGUAGUCACUACUUCGUAUAGCCAAGAAACUGUCGCUACUCCGCCGACAGUCAAUGAAACUGAAUCCGAGUCUGAAUAUGAUUUCACUUCAAAAUAUGCUAGUUUGUAUGAGCCAAUUGCUCGUCCGCUGGCUCAAUCCCAGCCAAUUACACGGGAAACGUCCUACGGUCUUUCGGAACCGAAAGUUGUCAUGGAACCGGAUCGUACUUUGUCCUUCCGGACGACUUCGGUUAAUCGAACUUCAAUUGAACCUGAAAUUCUAUAUAAUAAACCAUUAAUUCCGGGGCCAUCUGUGGCACCUGGAGGCACUUCUCGUUAUAGUUCUUUAGGAUCUGGUUAUUCUUCGUCAAAUACUGCUUCGUCAGUGACGACAUCGUCAACACGUCGUUAUACUAGCGCUGGUGGUGGUAGUGGUGGUUAUGGAAUACCAACAACACCAGCUCCAAAAUACUCUAGCAUGUUUGAUGAUCAAGAAGAAAAUGAUGAAAAUCAACCAGAAACUCCUUAUCUAAGUGAUUUUGCUAGAAAAUUGGAACGUCUUAAAGCGGAGCCAUUGGUUAAAGGAGUUGAAACUCCUCGAAAUGUUCCAAUGAAACGAGAUACUCAACGUUUUCAACAUUCAUCGUCGAUUGUUGGUCGAAGAAGUACAAUGCAAACAGAUUCGUCAGUUGCAGAUUCUUUUAAGAAUUUUCUAUUUGCAUUGGAUAGGAAGUAUAAACUUAAGAGAAAUUUGUCAAUUUUGUUUGUUGUCAUUUUGAUUUUAUUCAUUUAUAUUGUUUUUAUUAAUUGAAAAGAGACUUUCCUUCCUUAA
Molecule: messenger RNA, 1567 nt
Organism: Episyrphus balteatus (marmalade hoverfly)
Lineage: Eukaryota; Metazoa; Arthropoda; Insecta; Diptera; Syrphidae
Product: otefin-like
Exons: 2
Coding region: 185-1546 (453 amino acids)
Source: RefSeq, a predicted model, not a curated record